AUUCAGUUUGUUGGGAAUUUACACCGUCGUCGACCAGCGAACUUGCAAAAGAUGGCAGCAACCGCCCACCCAUCCCAUAUCGUUGCCGACUACUACAAAACCCUCGGAGUCGACAGAUCCGUGGAUGAUGCUGGCAUCAAGAAAGCUUAUCGUAAACUUGCGUUAAAGUAUCAUCCCGAAAAAAACAUUUCUCCAGAGGCCAUUCAACAGUUUCUGGCGAUUGGUGAAGCCUAUGAUGUUCUACACGAUGCCAAAAAGCGUGCAAUAUAUGAUCAGUAUGGACCCAACGGACUGAAAAAUGGGGUUCCAGCUAGAGAAGGUUUCGAGGGAUUUCCUGGAGGAUAUCAAUAUCAUGGCAACCCAGAGGAAACGUUUGCCCAGUUUUUUGGAGGGAAGAAUCCGUUUGCUGAUUUCUUUGCAGUCCACACAGGAGUGCCUGGACCAUCACAGGAUCCCACCGCCUCUACAUUCGGUCCCAGAUUUGGUGGCCUUCAUGGCAUGAACCGUCCCGCAGAUCAAGCAAAUCCUCUCACUGGCCCAGUACAAGACCCACCUGUCGAGCAUGACCUUGAACUAACAUUGGAAGAGUUAUAUUUGGGGACAGUGAAAAAAAUGAAGAUUUCCCGAAAGGUCCUAAACGACGACAACACAACCACAAGCUCAGUGGAAAAGCUUCUCACCAUAGACGUCCGUAAAGGAUGGCGUUCAGGGACUAGAAUUACCUUCCCACGAGAAGGCGAUCAAGGACCAAACAAAAUCCCUGCAGAUAUCGUGUUUAUCGUCAAAGAGGCCCCUCAUGAGCGGUUUAUUCGACAAGCAAAUGAUUUGAUCUUCAAGGCGGAUAUUCCAUUGUAUAAAGCCCUCACUGGAUCCAUUGUGGAAAUCAAAACCCUCGAUGGACGGAUUUUGAAAAUCCCAGUCAAUGAUAUCGUGCACCCGGAUUAUACAAAGCAAGUUCCAAAUGAAGGCAUGCCUCUUUCCAAGAACCCCGACAGCCGUGGAAAAUUACUGAUUAAAUUCAACCUUAAAUUUCCUACAUAUCUCAACGAAGAUCAAAAGAAGCUGCUAAGGGAAGCAUUAGCCGUAUAAAGAUUCAGUAAUUGUCCCUUCCAUAGCUCUUAACUACGUCCGUCGCCUAGGACAAGUUCAACUAGAACAAGUACCAAAAUCGCAUAU
Messenger RNA from Spizellomyces punctatus DAOM BR117, 1176 nucleotides. RefSeq lists its product as uncharacterized. The coding region runs from base 52 to 1089 and encodes 345 amino acids. Gene Ontology annotation, cellular component: cytosol. NCBI's taxonomy places the organism in Eukaryota, Fungi, Chytridiomycota, Chytridiomycetes, Spizellomycetales, Spizellomycetaceae. The transcript has 8 exons. Gene Ontology annotation, biological process: translational initiation. The record is from RefSeq and is a predicted model, not a curated record. Gene Ontology annotation, molecular function: protein-folding chaperone binding.